Suncus etruscus (white-toothed pygmy shrew) is the source of this 1418-nucleotide messenger RNA. RefSeq names its product adenosine deaminase tRNA specific 1 (gene ADAT1). The coding region runs from base 1 to 1416 and encodes 471 amino acids. Gene Ontology annotation, biological process: RNA processing. NCBI's taxonomy places the organism in Eukaryota, Metazoa, Chordata, Mammalia, Eulipotyphla, Soricidae. The record is from RefSeq and is a predicted model, not a curated record. The transcript is spliced from 9 exons. Gene Ontology annotation, molecular function: RNA binding; adenosine deaminase activity.
AUGUGGGAGGCAGACGAGAUUGCGCGACUUUGCUACGAGCACUACGAGACUCGACUACCCAAGCAGGGGAAGCCAGAGCCUGAUCGCGAGUGGACGCUGCUCGCAGCCGUAGUGAAGGUGCAGUCCACAACGGACCAGGCCUGCGACAGCGCCGACAAACCGGUGCCAGUGACAAAGGAAGUUGUCUCCAUGGGAACUGGAACGAAAUGCAUCGGCCAGUCCAAGAUGAGAAAGAGUGGAGACAUCCUCAAUGACAGCCACGCUGAGGUCAUCGCCAGGAGGAGUUUCCAAAGGUACCUCCUCUAUCAGCUGCAUGCGGCAGCCCUGAGGGAGAAGAGCAUCUUCGACCUCGGGAUGCAGAAGGGCUUGUGGAAGCUCAAGCCAAGCCUUGAAUUUGUGUUUUUCUCCAGCCAUACACCCUGUGGAGAUGCCUCCAUCAUCCCAAAGCUCACCCUGGAGGACCAGCCGUGCUAUCCUGUCAGUGGAAAUGGUGCCUGGACUCCCUCGUCAGAAAGCCAAGCUCACCCUGAGGCUGCCGAAGAAAAGAGUGGAUGUGAGGGCCAGGAUGGUCCCACUCACAAAAAGAUGAGACUGGACCUUGCGCCUCCUGCCUUGGAAGCUGCCACAGUCCCCAUUGCUGGCUCUGCCCCCAGUGGGAACCAGGUGGUGGAUGUUUACAGAACAGGGGCAAAGUGUGUGCCCGGAGGAGUCGGGGACUCGGGCCAGCCUGGUGCUGCCUACCACCGGGUGGGGUUGCUGCGUGUGAAGCCAGGCCGUGGAGACAGGACCCGCUCCAUGUCCUGCAGUGACAAGCUGGCACGAUGGAAUGUGCUUGGGUGCCAGGGGGCACUGCUGAUGCACUUCCUGGAAGAGCCCAUCUACCUGUCAGCCGUAGUCAUCGGCAAGUGCCCGUACAGCCAGGCCACCAUGCAGAGAGCACUGGUGGGCAGGUGUCAGAAUGUCUCGGCUUUACCCUCCGGCUUCAGAGUCCAAAAAUUGAAAAUCCUGCAGUCAGACGAGCUGUUCGCCCAGAGCCGCCAAGCAGUGCAGGCCAGGAGGGCAGAGGGCACCAGCCGUCUGGUUCCCUGUGGCGCUGCCAUCAGCUGGAGCGCAGUGCCUGAGCAGCCCUUGGAUGUCACUGCCAAUGGCUUUCCCCAGGGAGUAACAAAGAGGGGGAUCCAGAACCUGCAGACAAGAUCCCGAAUCAGCAAAGUGGAGCUCUUUCGAUUGUUCCAGAAACUUCUCAGCAGCAUCCCUGAGGACCAGUGGCCAGACUCGCUCAGGGCACGGACACUUGAGACGUACCAAGAGUAUAAGGAAGCAGCGUCUGCUUAUCAGGAGGCGUGGGCUGCACUCCGGAACCAGGCCUUUGGGUCCUGGCUGCGAAACUCAGCCGACUACCACCAGUUUCCAUGACA